GUUGAAGUCACGGUUCCCUUCCCGGAACGGUUCCAUUGGGGUCCGUCAAUCUACACAUAAACGCUUUCGUUCAGCGGACCUCCUCGCCGUCUCCUGGCCUGAAAGAAAGACGAAAAGAGAGAGAGAGAAAGCGUCACCACAAUGACGUCCCGAACCGCUGUAAUCGGGAUCUCAGGACCCUCAUCUAGCGGUAAAACGACCCUAGCUCGACUGCUACAGAGAAUAUUUUCUAAAGCGAACGAGAGUCUUUUCACGUUCAUUGUCCAUGAGGAUGACUUUUAUCUCCCCGAUGAUAGAAUUCCAUACACAACGACCGCAUCCGGGAAAACAGUCCAAGACUGGGAUACAAUCGACGCAAUCGAUGUUAAAUUCCUAUCUUCGGCUCUGUCUUACGUCCGUGACCAUGGACAUCUUCCGCCCCGUUUGAAGAGUAUCCAGGAUUUCAAUGAGAAGUCAGACUCGGGUGUUGAUGAGGGGACGAUUCUUCAGUUGCAGAAGGAAGUGGGGGGUCGACUUCGUUCGCUUCUUCGGCAGCAACCAGGUUCCGGAAAUGAAGGCACUGUAGCUCCGGUUCAGAGUACGAUUGCUUUUCUGGAGGGGUUUCUAUUGUACAGCCCUCCCGAAUCUGAGGAUAAAGACCAUGUUCUUCGACCCGUGCAUGAGAACAUUGACGUGCAUCUGUUUUUGCCAGCACCAUAUGAUAUGGUGAAGUCGCGGCGUGAGAGUCGGAGUGGGUAUGUGACGAGUGGGCCUGCACCAGAGCCCACUUCAUUACCACAAAGAAGCUCAGUAUCCGAUGAAGUGGACUUGGAGGGCGAAGAUGAUCGGCCGCCGCAAAACUUCUGGACGGACCCACCAGGCUAUGUGGACGAUAUCGUGUGGCCGCGGUAUGUGCAGGAUCAUGCAUGGUUAAUCCUGCCUGAAGGGGACUCACAGAAGAGUGGCAAUUUGAGCACAAACUCUCAAGAGUUGAUCAACAAAGUGGGACAAGGAGUGAACCUGAGAACAGAUGCUGGUGUCAUUGUAGCUCCUGGACGGGGCACCAAGCCUAUGGUAGAUAUUCUAGAGUGGGCGGUUGAGGAGGUGUUGAAGUACUUGGAGACCACUCAACGGCGAUAGUAACCGAGUUAUCUUGGAAGAACCCAAAUAGAAGAAAGAUGAAUCGUUUCAUGCAUAUAUGGAUUACGAUAUAUGUGAUCCGUAGAGAUACAUGUGUCCCGUUUCAUUUUCAUCACUUCUGUCAUUAUCGAUCCGGAGUGCAACCGAUAACGACUCCCCGAUUGACCGACCUGCUCAUGCCAUGCGAUAAAUGGGCCCUUUCCAACCUAGUAGAUAAUCGAUUUGAUCCCUCAAGGAAAACUUUUUACCUGACUCCACGACUGGUGCGGGUGCG
Messenger RNA from Aspergillus pseudonomiae, 1393 nucleotides. Its product is annotated as ribosylnicotinamide kinase. Lineage: Eukaryota; Fungi; Ascomycota; Eurotiomycetes; Eurotiales; Aspergillaceae. The transcript is spliced from 2 exons. Gene Ontology annotation, cellular component: cytoplasm. Bases 142 to 1119 code for a protein of 325 amino acids. The record is from RefSeq and is a predicted model, not a curated record.